This is a messenger RNA of Trichoderma asperellum CBS 433.97, 1060 nucleotides long. The record is from RefSeq and is a predicted model, not a curated record. Lineage: Eukaryota; Fungi; Ascomycota; Sordariomycetes; Hypocreales; Hypocreaceae.
UGCCUUUGCAGGAAGGUGAAAGGCCCCCCAAGUCCAGCCGGAAGGGAUACUAAUCACGGCGAAUUCCUCAGGGCUCGAGGGACUGGCGCUGGGGAAACGUGACCCCAAGAUUUCGGCGGUCCCCUUGAAUCAAUCCGACAGUCGGCGCAAACUGCCAGCGUCGAUCCUACUGUCUGUCGCGAAUUAGCAGUUGCUCGUCGCUAGCUGUCGACCGGCCCGGCUCCACCGAAAGGCAAUUCAGAGCAGCGGGAUGUGCCUGUAGAUGCAGAAUGCACAUGCUCAGUAGCUAUGCAGACGUACUUGUACUAGUAUGCAAACGUAAUGCACGCCCGGCUGCCAGGGCGCGACGCUCUGUCUUUGGUAAAGCUGCUGCGCCGUCCUGCAGGUUCUAUGCACAGGAUGCUGUGAAUGGCGUAGCGGUCACGCACAACCUCGACUCAUGCAACAAGGUCCAGUCUUUUUUUUUUCCUCUGCUCUUGGCAACGCUUGUUGACCCCCUUGGCUUAUUUUUCUUCGCUGCGGUGCCUCUUCGCCCCGGCGGAUCUCGUCGCUCCGUGGCGACCAAAACAAACGUUGUUUCAAUGGGCACGUUAUCACUGAUGACGCCUAGACGGCAGCUGCUGCGUGUCUCAGACGCACCCGGUCAACGGCAUGUGAGAGGCCGGCCUGGAAUGCUGAUACGCCGGACGUCAGCUACUGACUGGGCGACAGACGGCCCACUCGAUCAGACGUCAAGCCCUGCCAGCGGAUGCACAGAGUCUGCAGUGCGUACGGAGCAGUACAGCAGGAAUGCAGCAGCACAGUACCUGCGAGCACGAGGCCCUGCGGCAUGGACUGAACAUGCGGUAUGUACCUACAGGACGAGCCUCUGCGUGUCUGUCCGUCACUCGCUCGCUUGGCCUGUCCGUGGAUCCGCGCGGGUCCAGCAAAGUCUCCCCUCUCCCCGGCUUACUGGAGGUGCUAGCAGCGGUGGAUAGCAGCUGUGCAGUACAAGUACAAGCGUUAUGGCAAAGGCGGUCAAGCGAGGACCAAGGAAGAAGCACAUAAGCAGAGAAGAGAG